Phycomyces blakesleeanus NRRL 1555(-) is the source of this 1080-nucleotide messenger RNA. RefSeq lists its product as hypothetical. The transcript is spliced from 5 exons. Bases 1 to 966 code for a protein of 321 amino acids. The record is from RefSeq and is a predicted model, not a curated record. Gene Ontology annotation, biological process: spliceosomal snRNP assembly. NCBI's taxonomy places the organism in Eukaryota, Fungi, Mucoromycota, Mucoromycetes, Mucorales, Phycomycetaceae. Gene Ontology annotation, molecular function: RNA binding; protein binding. Gene Ontology annotation, cellular component: SMN complex.
AUGUUGUCUACCACUUCAAGCAGCCGUGUCAUUCCUUUGACCUGUUCUGGACACACGCGUCCAGUUGUCGACAUUCACUUUUCUCCAAAAACGUCUGAUGGUCAAUAUUACUUGAUCUCCGCUUGCAAAGAUGGUAAUCCUAUGUUUCGGGCUGGAAUGACUGGCGAUUGGAUCGGUACCUUUGUGGGCCACAAGGGUGCGGUCUGGAGUGCCCGGCUCACAAAGGAAGCUCAUCGGGCAGUGACCGGAUCUGCAGAUUUCACCGCAAAGGUCUGGGAUACAUUUAGUGGAGAGAUCCUGCACUCGUUCAGCCACGAGCAUAUUGUCAGGGCAGUCGACUUUAGUAAGGACGGCACCAAGAUUGUGACGGGUGGAAAGGAGCAGAGACUGCGUAUCUUUGAUCUCUACCGCCCCGAAGCACCACCCCUCGAGGCCCAGGCACACACUGGUCUGAUCAAGGCCGUGGUUUGGGAUGAAAAAACCCACUCGGUCAUGAGUGCAGGCGAAGACAGCACCAUCCGAAUCUGGGAUCUGCGCACCAUGCGUGAGACGGCCAAGAUUGAGUGUGAGGCUCCGGUGUCGACCAUGACGAUGUCGAAUGAUGAAGAGUAUGUGAUGUGGGCAGCCGGGAAGACAGCAAAUUUUCUGCACACCGAUGGUCGCCCUGAAGAUGUAAAGACCUACAAGACUGAAAUGAACCUGUCUUCAGUCUCUCUUCACCCUGACCACACAAAAUUUGUAGCCGGUAGUGAUGCCGAUCUCUGGGUUCGCAUCUUUGGGUUUGAAAAUGGAGAAGAACUUGAGGUGUACAAGGGCCACCAUGGUCCAAUUCACACUGUUAGUUACAGCCCUGACGGAGACAUGUAUGCAACCGGGUCUGAGGACGGAACGAUUCGCUUGUGGCAAACAACACCGACCAAGUCUUACGGACUCUGGCAAAGAGACGCUAAUGACGUACAAGAAUAAACCCGAUAAAUAAAUAAAUAAAUAAAUAAUUAAAUAAUAAUUUUUUAUAUUAUAUUAUAUUAUAUUAUUAAAUAAAAUAAAAUAAAAAUAAAAAUAAAAAUAAAAAUGAAAAUG